AUGGAGCUGACCAUUAGAUACGCCUCAGGCCUUCUGGCUCUGAUAUGGGUUCUACAUACCUUGAUUACCUUCCUGAGGUUCUACAUAAUUGGCCGUCGCAGCGGGUUCCCCGUCUACAUUGUCCCCAUUCAAACCAGGAGCGUGCCGUGGAUGCUUCUGAAUUCUAUUCUGCGACCGUAUUUCGAGAAAUAUCUACCCGAAUGGAUUUACGAGCGGAUAGACAUUGUGUCGGUCGGUUGGGAGUUUCGCAGGAAAGCGGAGAUGCAUCAGCGACUAGGACCGGCGUUUGUCGUGGUCACACUGAACCAGUGUGCCUUGUGGCAACGACAACGCCGCAUCGUGGCACCUAAUCUGAAUGAGAAGAUCAGCGAGGCAGUAUGGAAUGAAAGUUGUGAGCAAGCACAGGAGAUGCUGGACUAUCUGUCCAAACGGCCUGGUUCUCAAACAUUAAGCGGUUUGCGCUGCCUUGCUAUCAAUGUACUAGGGCAAGCAGGAUAUGGCCAAGCUCAACCGUGGCUCCCCGAGCUUCCAAUUCACUCCAAGGAAGAAUUGAAUGGCCGAGCAGGGUAUUUUAGUGCAAUGGCACUGAUCACGGAUAUGCUUCCGGAGGCCGCUUUCUUGCCGCAUAAAUUGCUGCAGAUGUCAUUCAUGCCGCUGGCUCGUCAAGCUUUGGGUCGCCAUUUGGAGAAAAUCAGCCAAUACACCAAAGACAUGUUGAAUGACGAACGAAAAACUGCCAAGCACGAACCCGGUCCCCGAAAUAACUUCCUCAGCUCCCUGGUGCAGUUUUCGGAUCAAGGUACCGAUGCCAAACCGGCCCUGACUCUGAGCGAAGACGAGAUCAGUGGAAACCUCUUUAUAUUCAGUGUCGCCGGGUUCGACACCACUGCUAAUACUAUGGGCUAUGCGGUGUGUCUGUUAGCAGCGCAUCCGGAAUGGCAGAACUGGAUGCGUGAGGAACUUGCCACGCUCCCGGAUAUCUCGCAAUGGAAGUACGAGGAAACAUUUCCUAAGUGUCAGCGCACCCUAGCUGUCAUGUUCGAAACACUACGCCACUUCACGCCCGUGCUGCACUCAACCCGAGCGGUUAGCGAAACACAGACAUUAGUUGAUUCAGACGGCACCCAACAUGUCCUCACACCCCCGAUGGACAUUUUUGUCUCACAGCAAAGUAUCCAUUUUAACCCCAAUAUCUGGGGCGCAGAUGUGGAAGAAUUCAAGCCCACCCGGUGGCUUGACAACUCUGGGAAUAUCAUCACACCCCCGAAAGGUACAUUCAUCCCAUGGUCUGGCGGACCGCGAGUUUGCCCUGGCAUGAAGAUGUCUCAGGUGGAGUUUGUGGCGGCCAUGGCGGUGCUCUUCCGAUCGGGUCGCUGCGAUCCUGUCGCAGAAGGUGAUAUGAGUCUGGAACAGUCUCGUAAAACACUGCAUGAAGUGUUGUAUCGUGAUUCAAUUUCCAAGGUAACGCUGCAAGUGAAGCAUCCGACGAAGGUGAAGCUGGCAUGGUCCCAGGAGAUUUAG
Messenger RNA from Penicillium riverlandense, 1521 nucleotides. Its product is annotated as cytochrome P450. Gene Ontology annotation, molecular function: oxidoreductase activity, acting on paired donors, with incorporation or reduction of molecular oxygen; heme binding; monooxygenase activity. NCBI's taxonomy places the organism in Eukaryota, Fungi, Ascomycota, Eurotiomycetes, Eurotiales, Aspergillaceae. The coding region runs from base 1 to 1521 and encodes 506 amino acids. The record is from RefSeq and is a predicted model, not a curated record. The transcript is spliced from 3 exons.